Serendipita indica DSM 11827 is the source of this 216-nucleotide messenger RNA. The record is from the annotation of a GenBank genome assembly. Lineage: Eukaryota; Fungi; Basidiomycota; Agaricomycetes; Sebacinales; Serendipitaceae.
AUGUCGCAAAAGCAGCCAUUUCACGGAGUGCACAACGCCCCAGUCGACCCGCUGACGAUGUACUCGCAGCAGCUACAUGAUUAUACUCGGCAGCAAUGGCUCGAGGCACGUCGUCAGGCCGAGCGGGAGUCGGCCUCCAAGUCGCACCAGCAGAUGAACGAAAAGAAGCGUCGUCACCGUCGGUCACCGUCGGGUCAGCAGACGAAUGGGCAUUAA